Tyto alba (common barn owl) is the source of this 4541-nucleotide messenger RNA. RefSeq names its product fucosyltransferase 4 (gene FUT4). Gene Ontology annotation, molecular function: alpha-(1->3)-fucosyltransferase activity. The transcript has a single exon. Gene Ontology annotation, cellular component: membrane. The coding region runs from base 1 to 1074 and encodes 357 amino acids. Lineage: Eukaryota; Metazoa; Chordata; Aves; Strigiformes; Tytonidae. The record is from RefSeq and is a predicted model, not a curated record.
AUGGAGCCGGCCCCGCGCCGCCGCCCCGCCGAGAGGCCCGGCUGCCCGCGGCGGUGGCGCCGGCGGCGGUGGGCGCUGGCGUCCGGGCUGCUGGGCGCCGCCAUCGCCCUCUACGCCUGGCUGCCGGAGCCGGCGUCGCGGACCGCGGCGGGAGCGCGGGUGGGCGGCGAGGUGACCGUGCUGCUGUGGUGGGAGCCCUUCGGCCGCCCGCGGCGCACGGCCGACUGCCGCCGCCGCUACAACAUCACGGGCUGCCGCCUCAGCGCCGACCGCAGCCGCUACGGCGAGGCGCAGGCGGUGCUCUUCCACCACCGCGACCUGGCGCUGCACGGCGCCGAGGGGCUGCCCCGCGGGCCCCCGCCGCGGCCGCCGCGGCAGCUCUGGGUGUGGAUGAACUUCGAGUCGCCCUCGCACUCCGCCGGCCUGCGCGGGCUGGCCGGCCUCUUCAACUGGACCAUGUCCUACCGCCGGGACUCGGACGUCUUCGUGCCCUACGGGUACCUCUACGCCCCGCCGGCGCCCCGGCCCUUCGUCUUCCCCCACAAGACGCGCCUGGUGGCCUGGGUCAUCAGCAACUGGAACGAGGAGCACGCCCGGGUGCGCUACUACCGCCAGCUGAAGGAGCACCUCGCCAUCGACGUGUACGGGGCGCGAGGGCUGGCGCUGGCCGAGGGCGGGGUGGUGGAGACCGUCUCGGCCUACAAGUUCUACCUGGCCUUUGAGAACUCCCAGCACACCGACUACAUCACGGAGAAACUCUGGAGAAACGCCUUCGCAGCCAGCGCCGUGCCCGUUGUCCUCGGACCUCGCAGAGCCAACUACGAGCGCUUCAUCCCCCCCGACUCCUUCAUCCACGUCAACGACUUCCCCAGCCCCCGGCUGCUGGCCACCUACCUGAAAUUCCUCGAUAAAAACAAACCGAGCUACAGGAGGUAUUUUGCCUGGAGGAAGAAGUACGAGGUCCACGUCACCUCGUUCUGGGACGAGCAUUUCUGCAAGGUUUGCGAGGCCGUGAGGGCAGCUGGAAAUCAAAUCAAGACUGUACGAAAUCUGGCCGGCUGGUUUGAAAGCUGAUGUUCCUGGCGGGUGAAGCUUGGCUGGCUGGCCUGUGCCAGCAGUGGACUGUGUCCAGGCGUCGGGAAGGUUGGAUCUCACAGGGAUGGUUAGCUGAGGUAGCAUGCAGAAGGCUGCCAUCAGUGAGGGAAGCAUACAGGUACACGUAAACAAGCUGUCAAAAGCCUGCGAAAGGAAGGUUUUCAUUAAAGUGCACAAUUAUGAAAGCACAAAGAAACAUCAGGCAAGAUGAUUCUUAAAGAGCAAAGUUAAAUUUGCAGAAGUCUGAAACCUUUACAGUUGUGCAUGGCUCGACAUAAAUGCCGAUGCCAAGUUCUUCAGCUGUACAGCUGAAACGAAUUUUGUCAGCUAUGACAGCUUCCUGGACCAUGAAACUUUCUUCUGCUUACGGAGGAUACAUGAUCAGUGCUGGCUUUCUGUACUCCAAAGACAAAAGUGAAUAUAUGUAACAGUGAUUGUUAUGUGCGUGAAAGCUAUUUGCAGACAAAUUCUGAGCCGCAAGUGUUGAACGUAGGAAUGUAAUGAUACAGUAGCACUUUUUAUCAGUGUUUGAAAUUGCAUCAGCCAACUAAUAAUACUUUGAGCCAAAUUGUAAUUCCAUUUAGGAAAAAAUGUAUAGAAGGGACUGGAUCCAAGUGGAACAAACUGCUCAGAUGAUGUAGAAUAUUUUUUCCAUGGCCUACUAAAAGCCAUAGGCACUUUUAUCCUGUAUGAAGGUGGAGAAGAACUUUAAGUACUGGAAAAGACGGACUGUAGAAAAAAUGUUGGAAUAUUUUCACCCUUCAUUUUUUCAGGAAUUAGAAAAUGUUUACAUGAAUCUGCAUGUUUUUCUCUGCAAAAUUGCUGCCAUAUAGGAAAAAGCAGGGAAAGGCUCAGAACUACAGGGGUUUUAUUACUAUAUUGAAUAUGUAUACAGAAAGGCUCAUUUAUUUCUGUAGUAUCAUAGUGUUGUGUAGCAAUUGUUUUGGUUUACAGCACACGUUUUUAAAAAGUUCUGCCAGGUGACAGACUACUCAGAAUGCCGCUUUGCUGUUCGUAAAAUAAUAAUUACCAAAAAAAAAAAACAACCCAAAACCCAAGUCCCAAAUCACUGCCUUUAAAAAAGAAAAUGACUGUAGAGAAUAAGAUCUAGACUGUUGGUAAAAUACAGAUUGGGUGAGGAAAGAAUAUGAAAAGGGAAAGAUUUACUCUUUUUUUCCUUUAGUUUUCAGGGGGUUUUCCAGCUCAGUUUUUAAAUCAAUAAAUAGGUUCCUAAGAUAAAACUUCCUUCUCUCAGUGCCUACCAGGAGCAUUUAUGGUAAUUAUUCCAUUUCAGACUCUGCUGUUUUGCUGGAGUCUUCAUAAUAGUGAGUGUGUGGCUGCUUUUUGGUUACAUGUAAUCUUGCUUGGUGAAAUCCAGAAAGAAAUUUCAGUUGUAGUUACACAGCCUCAGGAAGCUGAGCCCUCUCUACCCUUUGCAAAUCUAAGGUUUGGUGACAAAAAAUGAUAACCCACAAGUGUGCUGCACAAAUGACUAAGGGAUUUGUCCAGCUCCUAUUUAAGGAGCUGGAUAAUCCAUGGAGUUACCCAGAGACUUCAGUGGGAAUAAAAUUAUGGACACAGAACAGGUAGGGAAAGAAGAAAGUCAGUUGCAAAUAAAAGAUGGGCAUCAGAACAGGUGAGUUUACUGACAUUUGUGAGUCAUGUAUAGGUUAGGAAAGAAUUAGGUUUGACGUGAGCAGUAAGGGAUGUCAGGUAGAUGCUUUUAAGAUUUAUGAGCUGGCAGCCUGCUGUGAUUUGUUUUAAAUUAGAUGUUCCCUGUGAUGAGGUAAGCUUGGAACCAAAGAUGAUUGAAAAAAAUAUAAUGUUCAUUAAUAAUUUGCACAGAUUUACCAGAUCAGAUCUUUCUGGCUCCUAUGUUUAUUCCCUUGUGGUUUUGUACAAGGAAGGAUGGCUGAAAGUACUUUAUGAACCUUUUUGUUGUUAAUACCAGAGUUGUAGAAAUUUUACUGAGAAAGAAGAGAAGACAGUCAACACAAUGUGGAGUAUAGUAGCAAUGGUCUCUAACUCUGCAUUUUCACUUGAAUGUGUCUUAAGUGAUUGUUUAAAGCACAAACACGUUUUUCCUGGCAUUCUCAUCUGGUUCUUUACCACUGGUUACUACUCCUGUAAAGUUGGUUUUGAUAACUUUAAAAAAUCUAAUUUAAGUACAGCAUUAACAGUAAUAGCUAAGUGUCAGGAUAAUAGAAUCUGUCUCCCUUGGAAUUAUACUUUUUUCAGUUUUUGUCACAGUUCCUGUAAAUGUGUAAAAAACCCCUGAUCUUACAAGUGGUGAACUAAUACUUAAGAUUGCACUACUUUCUAUUGGUCUGCUGGAACUAGUGCAUUUUUUUUUCAGUCCUCCUAAAUUUUUGAUCAUUUUCUGAAAGUUUCCAGGCACACAGUUCAGUGUAAUCAGUAAUGUCACAGGCAGAAGAUCAAGCUACAGGAAAAUGGGAAUUUCCAAAGAUUUCAACCAAUACUUUUUUCUCAGCCUCUCAAAAGCAGUUGAAAUCUUGGAUAAACUAGAGUUUUAUAAAAUUCAGAAGAGAGCUAUGCAAUAAUUAAAGCAUCAUGUUUGAACAAGGUGAUCACAUUUGUGCUGUGUUAUUCACUGAGUAUUUCAAGAAUUGUAUGAUGAAAACUGUAAUAAUUAUUGUAGAGCAUUUGUGUUGAGAGAAAAGAAGCCUUUUCUGGUUUCAUUGUUCUUGUGUGAGUGUUGUACACUUUCCUCUUUAGACUGGAGGAAAUUCAGCCCUGGUCUACAGCUGCUGAAGUCAGUAAUACAGAAUCUCUAUAAAUCUACUUUGUUUUUUGGCUCAUCCACUCCACCAGCUAUUAUUUAGUGUACCGUGAUAAGCUAAGGACUGGCUUUUGUAAUUCACUUUGCAGAACUGAAGUUUAAUGAUGAAUAAAAAGUUUGCCUGAGGAAAUUGGAUUGUAGAUCAGGUACCAGACUCCACUAGAUAUUGCAGGUGUUACAUAUAAUCUACCUGUAAAAAUUAAGCAAAGUUAUUUUGUGUUUUAAGUAGAAAAGUCUUUUUGGAUACAUUUUAAAAAAGUGCUUUAUUCCAUGCCUUAAAAUACUGGGAUGGAGGGAGAGGAAGGAAGAUCAUUAUCUUCUGUUUUUUAUAAGGAGAAGAAAUAAUGCAACUUUUUGAUUAUGGUGUAAGUGGAAUAGAGAAUUACAUGAUCCUUUAAGUUACAUAUUUUAUUUCAAGGAAUUUUGUGCUGUUAAGCCUCUUAAUAUUCAUAGAAUGAUGUAACUUUGUAUUUGUAUUAAUUAUUUAGAUUGACACACAAUGAAAUUGAAGAAAGUAAGCACAAAAUGACAUUAUUUUUAAUUUCGUUUUCUCUGUUACGAAAGCUGUAGAGAACUGCUUCUUAAAGAGAAUGAAUUUCUUUUCAUGUUUGUUUAAUCAAUAAAGUGGCUGAUUGUUCUCAAGGUA